GCGCCGUGAGAUCCGCCAGGCGCUGCUGCCGUCGCGGUUAUCCUUUCUUCGUUUAUCCCUCAAACAAUGUUAUCUAUAUUCUACACGGCUCUCAAUUAUUUAUUCUCUGCAAAACUUAAAACCUCGGACUGAUUUCACCGCCUAAAGUUUGCCAUGGCGACAGUGGUGAUGGAGCAGAUUGGUCGCCUGUUUAUCAAUGUACAGCAGCUGCGUCAGAUCCCUCAGCUGCUGGAGUCGGCCUUUCCCACACUGCCCUGCACUGUGAAGUUGGCAGAUGUUCCCUGGGUGUUUCAGGAGCGUCACAUCCUCUCCGGCUACAGACAACCCGAUCAUAGCUGGCGAUACUACUUCUUUACCCUCUUCCAAAGGCACAAUGAGAGCAUCAACGUGUGGACCCACCUCUUGGCUGCCCUCAUCAUUUUGGUGAAGUGGCAGGAGAUCUCAGAGACGGUAGAUUUUUUGCGAGACCCUCACUCUCAGCCCCUCUUCCUUGUCCUCCUGACAGCCUUUUCCUACCUCUCCUUCAGCGCUCUAGCUCAUCUUCUCUGUGCCAAGUCAGAGCUCUCCUAUUACACCUUCUUCUUUCUUGACUACGUGGGGGUCGCUGUCUACCAAUAUGGCAGUGCCUUGGCACACUACUAUUACGCCAUAGAGGAAGAUUGGCACGCUAAAGUACGAGGGUUUUACUUACCCGCUGCAGCCUUCUUGUCCUGGCUUACUUGCUUUGGCUGCUGUUAUGGCAAGUACGCAAGUCCAGAGCUGCCCAAGUUUGCCACCAAGCUUUUCCAAGUGGUACCCUCAGCCUUCGCUUACUGUUUAGACAUAAGCCCUGUGGUUCACCGCCUCUACAGCUGCUACCAGGAGGGAUGCUCUGACCCAGUUGUGUCGUACCAUUGUUACCAUGUGCUCUUUUUCCUAAUCAGCGCCUAUUUCUUCUCCUACCCUCACCCAGAGAGUUGGUUUCCUGGGAAGUGUGACUUCAUCGGGCAGGGCCACCAGAUCUUUCAUGUGUUCGUGGCCGUGUGCACCCUGAUGCAGAUCGAAGCGCUACGAACUGACUUCACAGAGCGCCGCCCCCUCUACGAGCGUCUUCACGGCGACGUUGCACACGACGCGGUCGCUCUCUUCAUCUUCACCACCUGCUGCAGUGCUCUGACUGCGUUUUAUGUGCGCCAGCGUGUACGCACUUAUCUCCAUGAGAAAGAGGAGUAAAAAAAUAAAUAAAUAAAUAAAAAAUUUGAAGUGAGUUUAAAAGAAAAAAAAAUCUAAUUUGUUUUCCUCUGUGGUGAACAUUAAUCAAAAUAAUUUAAAUGUUUUAAUGUAAGUUAUCGGUUUGUGACAGUGAUUAUUUUGCGAUGUGAUCUGCCAAACUACAGUGAUCUGAUGAAGUUCUUGCUGAAGGUGAAAUGUAGAGACUGACUUGUGGAAAAAGGAAGGGAAUCUGUCUGACAGGGAACAGACAGGAUUUCAUUAAGCACUGAAAAAAACUCCCUGCACCCUUUGUUAUUCUAAAGAUGUGAAGUCAUAGUUUAAUGAAUGUUAUAAAGCACCAGACAAAAAUAUACACUGUUGUCUAUUAUAGUUACCUGAAAUAUUAACAGACAAGUUUCCUGAAAAAAAAAAUCAAUUUUACCCAAUCAAUUUUAUAUUUAGAAUUAAAUGUAGGAUUCCAAAUUAUGCAAAAAUGUAUUUUUACUUUUUUUGAGUUCUAUUUAUUCUAGUACCAGUCCCAGUCUAGUUCCAGCUGGUGUCCUUAACUUACCUUUCUGAUUCUUGUUUUUCUUUCUUUUUCUUCUGCCCCUCUCUUUAGGAAACAGAGCAGAGAUUUUAAGAAAUAUAUUUACUAAGGCACAGACUCUGUGCAACACAAAUGUAAAAACAUAUUCUUGGAAAGUUGAAAGCCUGAUUUGAAAACCAAAUAUUGUACCUCAAAUAUAAAUUGAGUUCUUUUUCUUUCUCUGGGUAAAAUCACUCCGUUGAAUUAUGUUGCAAAUAAGGCUGGCGCUCGGAAUAGGAAAAAUGGAUGGAAGAUUACUGAUGUCUCUUUGUUGUUGAGACAAUAUUCAUCUUUUUUUAUUCAAAGGGCUGGAACCUCAGCUUUUGCCUUUUCACAUCCCACGAUGUCAAUGCUUUGUGUGCAUUGUUUUCAUUGUUGGUUGAUCAGAUUUAACUCACAAAUGCCGAUGUCUGAGUGGUGUUCUGCUUUUUGUAUAUUUUAUUUGUUUUUUUGUAUGACGAAUAUGUAUGUGCCUCUACGCAUGUUCUUUUGGUAUAUACUGUGGAUGUUAAGUGUGUGAAUGUCUAUGAAAGCUUAGCCUUGCACUUCUUUCUUACCCUGUAAAUAAGCAGUAUUUCUCUAGAAAGUCCUUUGCAUUCCAUUAUUCCUCUUCUUUAUAACACUCAGGCAGCUGAAUGCAUUUUUCUGGUGGAAUACAGCACAUUUCUGUUUUGCUGCAUCCUUUCAGAGAGUCUUUUGUGUUCAGUGUCCAUCUGCCUAUCAGACUUUAAUGGUUAUAAAUACAUCAUUUCAUACUGUUGCACUGUUACUGUUUUUUUGUUUGCUUUGACUUUAGUUUUUGCACAUAGAUAUGCCUCAGUGAUAAUGUUUUUCAGAUUUUUAUCUCACAGAAUCAUAAAUGCUAAUGCCAGAAAUGAUCUAUAUUCAUUACAGCACUCUCUGUUCAUGAUGGUGUUUAAUGUGCCAAUGAAUCUGUUAUUGCUUCAGUGAUGGUACUACUAAAAAUGAAUUCAGAGACGGAUGUUAAGAGCGACAAGUUGAUUCAAGCAAAGUCCCGACCAGACUGCAAACAUUUCAACUAAUGACAUUUAUCCUUAAACCCUCUGUGAAACUACUAACUGUUGACUUUAGGAUACUGUAACUGAGAUGGUUUCAUCCUGCACUGCCUGAAUCAACACUGUAUACACUGUAGCUGACAACACUGGCUAUGUUUACAUGCAUGGAGAUGUUUUGCUGCUUAUGUGAUUUUUCUACUAAUGCGAAUCUCAGAAUAACCUGGGUAGACUUGAUGUUCAAAUGCCUGUGCAAGUUGCCUGCUGUAAUUGACAGAAAUAUGAAGUGACACAAGACUGACCAAUAAUAAAACAUUUAGAAGAUGCAGUGUUUUAUCUAAGUCUUCAUUACAGGUUUAUAAUUUCUAUAAAAUUGCAAAUUAAGCCUGCAGGUUUUUUGAACUUGCUGCUUUUAACACUGGGAUCAUUGUGAGGAUCAAAUUAAUUACUAUCGCACCAACCGUUUUGUCUGAGACAAACAGGGAGGUGACGUGUAUAUUUUGCAAAGCAAUGUUUUUCUAUGGUCACAUGAAGCAAACAGGACCAGCAGCGACAUGCAAAAAGCAGACGUGUGUGUGUGUAAACAUAGCCUCUGAUACAACCCAAAGUUUCCCUUUAUCACUUUAUGAAAGCAGGGUGAGAGGGACCAGAAUGUCUUCUGCCUCUAAAAAUAUGUGAUUGACUGUACUAAUAUCCUGUGGUAUUUAUGACAAUAAAGUGUUACAAUAA
Sphaeramia orbicularis (orbiculate cardinalfish) is the source of this 3519-nucleotide messenger RNA. RefSeq names its product progestin and adipoQ receptor family member VII, b (gene paqr7b). Lineage: Eukaryota; Metazoa; Chordata; Actinopteri; Kurtiformes; Apogonidae. Gene Ontology annotation, molecular function: nuclear steroid receptor activity; steroid binding. Gene Ontology annotation, biological process: response to steroid hormone. Gene Ontology annotation, cellular component: plasma membrane. The transcript has 2 exons. The coding region runs from base 154 to 1212 and encodes 352 amino acids. The record is from RefSeq and is a predicted model, not a curated record.